Molecule: messenger RNA, 2409 nt
Organism: Plasmodium gonderi
Lineage: Eukaryota; Apicomplexa; Aconoidasida; Haemosporida; Plasmodiidae
Product: UTP--glucose-1-phosphate uridylyltransferase
Exons: 1
Coding region: 1-2409 (802 amino acids)
Biological process (GO): UDP-N-acetylglucosamine biosynthetic process
Molecular function (GO): UDP-N-acetylglucosamine diphosphorylase activity
Source: RefSeq, a predicted model, not a curated record
AUGCGAAAAAUAGACAAACUCAUUAAAAUAAUAAAGGAUGAAGAUAAAAAAUACAUCGAAGAUUUAAUUUCAGCGGAACAAACAGAACUAUUAAACCAUGAUGAAUUAAACGAAAAAAACAUUUUGGACAUUAUUAAACAGAUAAAAGAAUUUGAACUGGUGUAUCCAGAUGGUUUUCUAAAAUAUAUAAAGAGAGCAAAAUCCCUUUUGAAAAAAUCAAAAAACAAAAUUAAUAAUUUUUCAAAUUGUUUAAUAGAAAAACCAGAUAAUAUAAUAAAAAUAAAAUUUCCAUGGAAUGAUACGUUACAUGAAUUUGAUGAAUGUAGAAAAAUGGAAAGACAAUUAUAUUUGUCUGAUUCGUUGGUAUAUGACAAAGACAAUUCUUUGAAUGUAUCAUCAUCCAAAUCAAGUCAUAGCACAGAAGAGGAUGAAAAGCAGGAAUGCACAAAACGCAUCAACACUGAAUAUGACACAACUGCUAUUUUUACUCAGAACAGUAAUUCCAUUUCUCUAUCUGAGGGCGGAAUUACUCCGAUGUUAUCUCCCUCAUCAUCGAAUGAUGAAAUUUUCGACACAACUGGGAACAGAAAAUUUGUUAGUAGCUUAUGUGCUAAACCCAAAGGGGUGAAAAUUAAUGAGAGAGAAAGAGGGAUAGGCAGAGCGUAUGAGAUCGAGACAGGGAGAGAAUGUGAGAUCGAGGCAGAGAGAGAGAAAGAAUUAUGGGAAUAUGGUGAGAGAAGUUUAGAAGGAAAUGAAAUUCAAUUAAGCACAGUGACAUGUGAGAAGAUAGCACAAAUUGUUGAAUACAUUCGAUAUGAAGAGGUAGGACUGAGCCAAAUUGAUAGAGUAUGUUUUGUAUUAUUAGCAGGAGGGUUAGGAGAAAGAUUAAAUCAUAAAGAUAUAAAAUUAAAGUUACUAACAAAUUUGAUAUCUGAAAAAACGUAUAUUGAAUAUUAUUGUAAUUAUAUAAAAAGUUUUCAAGAGUAUAUAAAAAAAAAUAAGAAGAAAGAUAUAGAUAUACCAUUUAUCAUCAUGUUGUCUGAUGAUACGUAUGAAAAAACAAUUUCCUUUUUUGAGAAUAAUAACUUUUUUUCUUUAAAAAGACAUCAAAUACAUUUUUUAAAACAAGGAAAAGUACUAUGCUUUAAGGAUAAUGAAGCACACAUAGAUUUUACAUUCCAAAAUGGUACUUUUCACUUUUCGAGAAAACCACAUGGUCAUGGGGACAUUCAUUCUCUCAUUCUAAAUAAUAUUGAUUUAGAUUCUCUAAUAAAACAAGGAUAUAACUAUUUGUAUUUUUUUCAAGAUACAAACGCUCUAGCAAUGAAAGUUUUAUAUCUAUGUUUAGGAAUUUCUAUAGAUAAACAGUUACAUAUGAAUUUUUUAGCUAUUUCGAGAAAACCAGGAGAGGAAAUUGGGGCUAUCUGCAGUUUGACUAGCAUGGAUAAUUGCAAAAAAGUUGUAAAUAUAGAAUAUAAUAUGUUAGAAUCCAUAAUUACAGGUUCAGGAGAAAAAGAAAUUGUUGAUGAAGAUGGUUAUUCCUUAUACCCAGGAAACACUAGUGCUAUCGUGUUUGAGCUGAGAACUUAUAAUGAGCUUUUAAAAAAAACAAAUGGAUUCGUACCUGAGUAUAUUAAUCCCAAGUAUGCCGACGAGAGUAGGAAACAUUUUCUGCGCCCCACCCGGGUAGAAACUAUGAUGCAGGAUUUUGCAUUCUUGUAUUGUUGUCAUGAGUGCACAGGGGAAAUCAUGUCCAAGCAUGCCAAAAUAGGAGAAGAAAACGGUGUUAAUAGCGAUAGUAUAGGAAUUCCUAAUGAUUUGAGUCUCUGUGGGAGAGGUAGAGUAGGAGUUACCCAGUUAGACAGGUGUUUAUGUUUCUCAGCAGUGAAGAAUGAUUCUUUGAAGGCGACAUAUAAUGCUCAAAGGAAUAUACACCCGGAAUGCAUGUUCAGUGCUGAAUCAGAUUUAUACUAUAACAACUGUGUAUUUUUACAACUAGCUUGUAUGUAUAAUCGUAAAAAAUUUGUUUUAGAUAAAAUAGAAAUGAAAACAUUCAAUGGGGUUCAAUAUUUCAUGCCUCCAAAAGUUUUAAUCGAACCAGAAUUUGCGUUCACCCUAAGUGAAAUGAUAAAAAAAGUGAAAGGAAAUAUAACCAUUCGUAAUAAAUCUACCCUCUGGAUAAAAUCAGAUGCACUAAUUAGGAACUUAUAUUUGGAUGGUGCAUUGAUUAUUGAAAAAUUGAAUUGUGAAGACACUAUACUUCCUGUUAUGUUAGAAAAAAAUGUAUGCAUAAGGAAUAGAGGAUAUGAGUUAGUACCACUUACAGACAUUAAUGAAAACAAUUCGGUACAUUUACAGAUAAGGAGAUAUAAAUUAGUGAAAAAAGAAGCCCUUAUAAUAAGCAGUUGA